CACUGUCAGACUGUCACGAUUGUCUGUCAGUUUUAUUGUUUUAUUCAUUAUUUAUUUUUUAUUUGAAUAUUUGGGGUUUUUAAUAUUUGAGGGUUUAAAAUUGAAGAAAUGUUAAAAUCUUAUAAAAAGUAUGCAAUUUACUGAGCUUUGUAACUUGUAACUUCAGGACUUUUCCAAUAUGUACAAUGAGGCGGACGCCUUGGCCGAACUCUCUGAUAUUCCUCCCGAUCCCCCUCUAAUGCGCAGUAUCUGCAGUCAGUGCGAAAGACCUACCUCAGUUUGCUACUGUACAUCGAUUCCUAACCCACGUUUGUGCCCGAGCAGCAGAAUAAUCUUGUUACAACAUCCUGCAGAAGAGAAAAGAUGCUUACGGACUGCCCCCAUGUUGCAGUUAGGCUUAGAUAGAGGAAAAUGCUUAACUUUCAGAGGAAAAUACUUUCCUGGCAGACACACUGAACUUAUUGACAUUUUGAAUUCAGAUAAUACUUUGCUGUUAUACCCCAGUACAUCUGCAGUUGAAAUAACUGCAGUGCGUGAAAAUUGUGAUAAAAGUCCGUAUAAUAUAGUUAUAAUAGAUGGUACAUGGCCUCAAGCAAAAGCAAUAUAUGUUGGCAGCCCAAUUUUACAUAAGUUAAAGCAAGUAAAACUACUUAUAAGUGCUAUAAGUAAUUACAUAAUUAGGACACAACCAAGUGAUGGAUGUUUGAGUACAUUAGAAACUGCAGCAUAUGCUCUAGCAGCCUUAGAAGGAGAUAAUCUUUAUAAAGAAAAGUUAGUAGAGCCACUAAAGGUGAUGUGUGAGUUUCAGUUGAAAAAUGGAGCUGUCUCUCAUCAAAGCAAAGAGUUCAGAAUAAAGAAUAAUAGCUAUCCAAAAUUGAUAGGAAAAAGGUUGAAUAAGGUGCUAAGAGAAGCUGAAGUUAUGAAAUCUGAAUUAAGUUGACAUUGUUAUCUUAUGGAUUAACAUUUUUUAUUUUUAUUUUUAUUCUUGUUUAUGUAGGUAUUUCAUUACAAUUGAAUAAGAGACUUAUUAUGUUUGCAGAGCAAAUAUUAAAUAGAAUGUCUCAGUUUAGGUGUUUUUGCAUAACACCCGAAUCCAAGAAAAGUCUGAGUAGGACUUUAACCAAUUUUCUUUUCCUUCUAGAAUCAAAACAUUCACAAACUCUAUUAUUCUUCAGACCAACCCCCUUCAAGUUAGUGACAUCGGUAGACCUAGUAGGGCCAUGGACAAAAAUAUUCUCAACCCCUAUGUCAUCACAAAAUUGACUGUGACCAUUGAAAAGGAAAAAACUACUAUACAUUUAUAUUGGGCCCCUCCUGCAAAAUGUACAUAUAUACAUUCUAUUGUUUAUGAACAAAAAGUUCAACAACUGCCUACAGUUCUUUUCAUGGUGCUUGCCGGUUACAGCACAAUGCAAUACAAAAUAAAUAAACGGAUUGAGUAAUUGUACCAUUUGCAGAGCUUAACUUCCCUAACGAAAUUGCAUACUUGCUCAAGUCGAUCGCAGUUGUUACUCGCUCUUGCACAGGCACACGAAUUGGGUGACCUUGCUUUCAUUCAAUUUUCAAAAAUACUUAGUUAUUGAAUGCGGACUGUGGACAUUGCAGUUGUAUCCAGUUGCAUAGCUACCUUGGAUGGCACCCAGUGUGGAAGUUGGUAGUGUCACUCCAUCAAAAGUCAAAAGUAAUACAUUUUAUAUGAUUUAUAAACGUCAU
Messenger RNA from Acanthoscelides obtectus, 1713 nucleotides. The record is from the annotation of a GenBank genome assembly. Lineage: Eukaryota; Metazoa; Arthropoda; Insecta; Coleoptera; Chrysomelidae.